AUGGGUCACUCGCACGGUUUGAGAGCCGGUACUCGGUAUGCCUUCAGCCGUAACUUCAAGGAGAACGGCCAGAUUCGCCUGUCGACCUACCUGAAGACCUACCGGGUUGGCGACAUUGUCGAUAUCAAGGUCAACGGUGCCGUUCAGAAGGGUAUGCCCUACAAGGUCUACAACGGUAAGACCGGUGUCGUCUACAACGUGACCAAGUCCUCCGUCGGUGUCCUCCUCUACAAGGUCGUCCGCAACCGCUACCUCGAGAAGCGCAUCAACGUCCGCAUCGAGCACGUCAAGCACUCCCGCUCCCGUGAGGACUUCAUCAAGCGUGUCAAGGAGAACGCCCAGAAGAAGCGCCAGGCUAAGGAGCAGGGUGUCCACCUCCACCUGAAGCGUCAGCCCCUCAUGCCCCGUGAGGCUCACCUCGUCGAGGGUACCGCUGCCGAGACCAUCACCCCCAUCCCCUACGACACCCACAUCUAAACGAAUCAAAAACGGUCGAUGCGGUUGUUUGGUGUUUCUGGGUUUUUCAAACUUAGGGUGGGCCUUUGCAAUGAGACGAAGCGAAACAGAGGGUUCCCAGAUGUUCUAUCACAUCUAAAUCCUGUGCAUAGAUUCCCCGGAAUGAAAGAAAAAACAAAAUUUCCAUUUCCCUGUUCGAAAAAUGAUAUCCAUGCGUUUUGCCAAAUACCGAAAAAUCCGC
Molecule: messenger RNA, 697 nt
Organism: Aspergillus neoniger CBS 115656
Lineage: Eukaryota; Fungi; Ascomycota; Eurotiomycetes; Eurotiales; Aspergillaceae
Product: 60S ribosomal protein eL21
Exons: 4
Coding region: 1-477 (158 amino acids)
Biological process (GO): translation
Cellular component (GO): ribosome; cytosolic large ribosomal subunit
Molecular function (GO): structural constituent of ribosome
Source: RefSeq, a predicted model, not a curated record